UUGUGAAUAGCCAGGUCAACGGCCGCUCCCUCCGAAAUGACGGUCAUAAACAGCCUGGCCCCGUGGACAGAGAAGCCCCGGUGGCUUUAGAGACAGCCCCGGUCCUCUUAUGUGGAGCCGGUGCCGGGUGGCCUCUCUAUCCGGUCCAGCUCUGUGCUCUGAAUCCUCUGCAGUCUGAUCGGCAAAGUGUCUUGGCAUCACUUCUCCUUCCUUUGGUGUCCAUUCCGGCGUCAUGUGAGACGGGGUUCACGGUGGUCUCUCUCGCCCUAGAGCUGACCCAGCGCAUCCGUCAGUGCCGACGUCCUCAGGCCCCGGUCGCCGUGUCCCGGUGGGGUAGUGUCCCCGUCCCCGCUGUCCUCCGCUGUCCCCGGUUCAUCCCGCAUCCUUCGGCGUGCGUGCGGCGGAGGAUGAGCGAGCAAGGGAAGGGCUCGACGUCCGCCUCUGCCGCGGCCCCGGCUCCGGGCUCGGACACUUACAAAGGCUGGCUUUUUAAGUGGACCAACUAUUUGAAAGGAUACCAGCGGCGAUGGUUUGUCCUCAGCAACGGCCUGCUGUCGUAUUACAGAUCGGUGGAUUUGUGUUUUAUGAGGAUAUGUGCACGGGGGACUGACAGGACGCAGGCAGAGAUGGCCCAUACGUGCCGCGGAACAAUCAACUUGGCCACGGCACACAUCGACACAGAGGACGCCUGCAAUAUUGUCCUGAGCAGUGGUGGCCGCACGUACCACCUGAAGGCUAGCACAGAAGUGGAGCGACAGAGAUGGGUCACGGCUCUGGAGUUGGCUAAGGCCAAAGCCAUCCGCAUGAUGAACGAUCAGUCUGAUGACUCGGGGGACGAGGAGCCGGCAUCCCAGUCGGACCGCAGCGAGAUUCAGGGCACCCUGAAGAUACUUGUCAGCAAGCUCGAUGACCUCAGCACAUGCAAUGACCUGAUCGCAAAGCACGGGGCGGCCCUGCAGCGCUCCCUGAGUGAACUUGAAGGUCUGAAGGUCCCCGUGGAGGGAGGGGAGAAGAUCAAGGCAGUCAACGAGCGAGCCACCCUCUUCCGCAUCACUUCCAAUGCUAUGAUCAAUGCGUGUCGAGACUUUUUGGACCUAGCAGAGACUCACAGCAGGAGAUGGCAGCGGGCUCUGCAGUAUGAGCGAGAGCAGCGUACCCACUUAGAGGAGACCAUUGAGCAGCUAGCCAAGCAGCACAACAGCCUGGAGCGAGCGUGGAGAGCAGCACCCACGCUGGUUUCCACCUCACUCAGCGCCCCGACCACCAACAAGGGGCGGAGUGAGAGGCUGCACAAAGAAGAGGCGAGUGAUGAAGAUGAGGAUACUGAGUUCUUUGAUGCCAUGGAGGAUUCCCCUGCAUUUAUCACAGUGACCGCCACUGAGAACUCACAGCACAGGCGUUCUCAGAGUAAUUUGAGUGGAGCAAGCGGAGGUCAGCCCAAUGACUGGAACCAGGACGAUCAUAUGUCUCCAAGCUGUAACGAUGUGUCAGGGAAAGAGCUUCAGCCUCGCAGACAGAGGCGCACACAUGUCCCAGACAAGCCCAACUACUCCCUCAAUUUGUGGAGCAUCAUGAAGAACUGCAUCGGCAAGGAGCUCUCCAAAAUUCCCAUGCCUGUGAACUUCAACGAGCCUCUGUCGAUGCUGCAGCGCCUCACUGAGGACCUGGAGUAUCAUGAGCUUCUGGACAAGGCGGCGCGCUGCGACUCCUCCCUGGAGCAGAUGUGCCUGGUCGCUGCCUUCUCCAUCUCGUCCUACUCCACCACGGUCCACCGGACAGCCAAGCCCUUCAACCCCCUCCUGGGUGAGACCUAUGAGCUCGAUCGAAGGGAGGAGUUCGGCUACCGCUCGCUGUGUGAGCAGGUGAGCCAUCACCCCCCUGCAGCUGCACAUCAUGUGAUUUCCCAACGAGGCUGGACCCUGUGGCAGGAAAUCACCAUCGCCAGCAAGUUCCGUGGCAAAUACCUCUCCAUAAUGCCUCUGGGUGCCAUUCACCUGCAAUUCCACUCCAGUGGGAACCAAUACGUGUGGAGAAAGGUCACCUCCACAGUGCACAACAUCAUAGUGGGCAAGCUGUGGAUUGACCAGUCGGGGGACAUUGAGAUUGUGAACCACAGGACCAAGGAGACCUGCCAACUCAAGUUUUCUCCCUACAGUUAUUUUUCCAGGGACGUUCCACGGAAGGUAACGGGUGUAGUGGCAGACAGUGGGGGUCAGGCUCACUACAUCCUCUCUGGUACGUGGGAUGAUAAAAUUGAGAGUGCCAAGAUCAUCCAGAGCAGCCGAGGGGGCAGCGGAUCAGAGGGCAAGCAGAAGACGGUCUAUCAGACGCUGUCUCCCAAGCUGCUGUGGAAGAAAUACCCUCUCCCGGAGAACGCUGAGAACAUGUACUACUUCUCAGCGCUGGCACUGACCCUCAACGAGCAGGAGGACGGAGUGGGACUGACCGACAGCCGUCUGAGACCAGACCAGAAGCUAAUGGAGGAAGGGAGAUGGGAUGAGGCAAACUCAGAAAAACAGAGGCUCGAGGAGAAACAAAGAGCCGUGAGGAGGAGGAGAGAAGCAGAGGCCUCAGAUGCUCUGGAUGAAGGGAAAGAAUACGAAGGCUACCAGCCGUUGUGGUUUCACCAGAGGAGGGACUCAGUCACUGGAGAAACAAACUUUGUGUACAAGGGAGGCUACUGGGAGGCAAAGGAGAGAAAGGACUGGAGCAUGUGUCCUAACAUCUUCUAACCCAGGAACAGCCCGGAUCACACCUAACCUCAUCGCACAGGGAUCUGCUCUGCCUCUGGUCCUUCAGCAAUGGGGCUCAGCACCAUGUGGACCUGUGGUGAGCGUGAGAAUGUGUAUGUUUCACACACGCUGGGAUUACCUCCAAAAUGUACGCUCUCACUCUGUUUUCACUAUGGGGGAAAAGAAGGGGCGCCCCCUGAGUCUUUGACACUGUACUGAAACAGCAGUGAGAUAAUGUGUGGAUGUGGGUCGGUGUUGGAGUUGUGGCACCGCAAAAACAGAAGGCAUCUGCACACUCCUGAGAUCAGGUGAUCCAUGAAUCUUACUCACAAUGCACUUUUCUGUAUUCACCCGAUUUAAGAGUUUUUACCGAUUUGGACAGAGACCCAUAUCAAUAAUCUCUGGAUUAUAGACUGCCAACUAACAGGGACAACAUCAUAAACAGGCACAUAGAAGCAGAAUACUGUGGAACACACAGUAUUUCAGGGGUUACUUUGAAAAGUGUCCUCAUACUUUGUAUUAUUCAGCACAAUUGAGAUUACGCCAGACUUCCUUCAUAAAUAUUAAAUUUGUUCCCUUGUUUUCUUUACGGGAAUGCUCAUUAUUUUCCAUUUCAGAAAGAAGCUAAAGCAUAAAAAUGGCAUCUGGAAAAGUAUGCCUGUUAGAUUUAGACACAAAGUGAUUAGAUGAAGAAGACAUUCUGAGGAAAAAAAAACACAUUUAUAUUGAUAACUACAGACAAAAUAGGUAACAUAACCUUGUGAGAUUUUUAUUUUUUAAAGCAUACACGUUAUUUUGUGCUGCUUAUUUUUGUGGCAAGUCAGUUUUAUUACUUUGUUAUUUAUUGUGAUCCUAUUUUAUAUUUCCUUUUUAUACAUAAAGUUUUAAGACAAACAGUAUGUGAUUGGCUUUGAUCGGAUUGAGCUGAAAAAUUACAUAAAUACACAUAAAACGUAAACAUAAAUACAUUUUGGAAAAAGGACACAAUUCUGGAAAUAAAUAAAUAAAACUGGCCCGUAAUUAUGUCAUGAAACUAAGUAUGACAAAAAAACUUUCAGAAUAACGAGCUGUGUUUUUAAAAAAACAUUCAGUUUUAUGGUUCUAUUAUAUAUUUUUAUCUGUAUUUAUCAAUUUGAUUGUUAACUGCAUAAUGUCUUAUUUAGAUAAUCUGUAACAUGUUGGGUCUCCAUAAACAAUUAUAUUAAUAUUGGAUAGGGCAAACCUUCUUUCUUCUAUUUGGUGUGAAUGUGGGAGUUUCCAAUUAGACUAGAGUCCAUAUAGUCAAUUAGACUAGAGUCCAUAUAGAGAUAAUAUGGCAAAUUAUUCAUUUCAUAUGUUGAAUAUGAAUUGCAUCUGUGCUUCAAUGCAUUUUAGUCAUCUAAAUAGGCUUCAGACAUCUUCCAUUCGUGAUUCUGAUUAGUAAAAGUCUGCAGUAGGCCUUGUGAGUCCCGUAGUUGAAACGCAUUAGUGCAACCAGUCACACAUUGAAUAUCCAUAUCACUCUAAUCUCCGUUCUGAACUAGCACUUUGCACUGUGGUAGAUCAUACAUUAGUACAUAUAUGUCUGUGUUGAUGUUGAGACAGUUUCACUCUGUACAUGUACUUUACCUUGUCUUCUGGUGCUCUCCAAUAGCAACGCAUACUAUCCUUGGUGACCAUUUCUCAGUGAUCAUGCAGAAUUAUAGUAAGUUUGCACCAAAGACAUUUAAAUGUGAGUACCUCCCAGUACACACAGGAACAUGUUGGUUUCUACAGUGCACGAGCUCCACAAAAUCCAUCAGUCACUGGUUUGGAGCUACGUGAGGCUGGAGCGGCUUCUCUGAGGAGGCCAGAGUGGCUCCAGCUGACAGGAGGUCAAAGGUUAGAGAAGCUGACGGGGCUGGUUCCUGUCGCACACCUCUGCAAUCAGCUCCAGCCACAGAUGCCCCCCCCCACAGCUCACACAUGUAGUCCUUUCAUUCAGUGUGUGUGGACAUGCUGAUCUGGGAUCAGCUCACGAAGGUACCCCUCAAUCUUUUGCUUUUAAUUGACUGAGUAAGGGAUAGCUCCCUGACCCGUGCACUACAUGUCUACGGAGACAAGAGUUUUGAAACAGUUUUGUAAUUAUUAUUAGGAAUGUAGAUUUCAAGGCUGGAGGUAUUGUAUCUACCAUCUAGUCUAUUUGUGUGAAUAUUUUGUGAUACAUAUUGUAAAAUGAAGAAUAGUUAUACUAAUCUGAGCAUUAUGGUAUGUGCAGUCCAAAUCUGAAAACAAAUUGACUGAAGAGCCUGAAGGAUUUGCAGUCAUUUUAAUUUUUAAUCCAGAUUGAUUCUGAGUGGAUGGAUGUUAACUCUUAGGCAACUUCAACCAAACCUAGCUACAGAUUUCUUGUUUUAUAUUUUAAAAAACUGUGUUAAAACACUGAACAUAUUUUUUAUAGAGUCCUUGAAAUGAGCACAUUAGUAACCGUGGUUCAGUGAUGCUUUCAUAGUUCAACACAUCUGGCAGUUCCCCUGAUGUGCAGGCCAUCAAGAUGUAUACAAUGCACUGGAAAAUGAAUCAAUUCACACAGAGUGAAUAUCAUCAGUUUGAUCAUGUGAUCUGCUAAGAUUCUUUAUCUGUGAAUUAAUGACGAUUGUUUGAACACUCACUAAAUCUCAUGUCCAGAAUGACGUGCUUAAAGAAUAAGUCAACAUUUUUGGAAAAACACUUAUUUACUUGCUUUUGUCAAACGUCGAGUGGUCCAUUUCGGCUCCAAAAAUGUAUAGCUGUUCCUUUUACUUCACUAAUUACUGCUUCGGUUCUCUUCUUAUCCAUUUUUACACAGACUGCAACAUCUACUCCCGUGUACAACGAUGCAAGCUUUUGGUCGAGGUUGUGUACACUUAAAAUCAUAACAAGGGUGUCACAUAUAUGGAUGGACACUGUUGCAGCAAGAGGUUUAAUUCUUGCCAUCUUGAAAAUUGUACAGUUCAAUCUGUAUCAUGGCGGAGAAGAAAUUGUACAAGAAGUGUGUUAGUGCGUGAUUUCUUUUCUUAGCGAUCAAUUUGAAGUUACUAGAGAUUAACUUACAUAUAUUGUGUUUGAGAUGAUUUUAUAUUUGAGAAAAACGUGUUGUAUUUUGAACGAUGACAGCGAGCUCACCAUAAGUUUCAAUCGGUACAUUUCCAGAUCACAUGACCUCAGUACUUGAUGGUGACUUGCCUCCUGAAGUUGCCCCAGCGGGGGUCUGUACGACAUCGGACAGCUGUAGCAAUAACGCAGUGACAUGUAGUGGUGUUAGCUCGUGGCUGUUGUUGCUGAAACAAAACAGUUGUCUGCUUCAUGCAGAAAGGGGACAAAAAACAACCAAAGUGUAUGUGGAGAGUGUACUGUGGACUAAAAAUAACCUCAUCAUUUGCCUUCCCUUUCUGGGAGGGUUCGGCUGUAAAUCCCCUCUCAUUGGUUCUCUCAUUUCAUCUCACUUAAUUCACUAAGGUGUGAUUAUUUUUAAGCUUAAUUUUUACUUUUAUUUUCUGAUUUCUACCUUCUCAUGGGUGCCAUUAUUCUAAUGUUGGUGUUUAGUUUUUUUAAAUACUGUUUGUAUGCACAAUGAGGUUGAUGUGUGUGUGUGUGCACGCGAGGCACACGGUUCCUUCUCAUUCGAUGCUGCUCCGUUAUGAAGCAGAAGCAAACUCAUACAAUAUGGGGAGAUUUUCUUGCCUUGUCCAAAUUUAACCCGGUUUCUUCUCGGACUGUGGCUCGUGGCUUUGUUGUGAGAUGGUGAUGUUAACAAUCUGUAUGAUGAUGAAGGUUAUGAGACAUCACAACAGUGGCCUGGUACUAGAGGUCAAAGGUGAUUGACCUGCCUUGACUACUACUCUUACUCCCUAAAUACAUGUAAGUGUUUUCAGGUGAAACUGCAGAUUCAACUGAGGUUUUGUUUCUUUUUUUUUUUAAAUUGUGUAUUUUCUCCCUUAAUUUGUACUUGUAUAACAUUGUCUUUAAAUGACAAAGACACGAUAAUGAAAAAAGAAGAUAAUAAAGUUGUUAUUGUUGACAGUG
This is a messenger RNA of Cyclopterus lumpus (lumpfish), 6755 nucleotides long. RefSeq lists its product as uncharacterized. Lineage: Eukaryota; Metazoa; Chordata; Actinopteri; Perciformes; Cyclopteridae. The transcript has 15 exons. Gene Ontology annotation, cellular component: membrane; intracellular membrane-bounded organelle; cytosol. The record is from RefSeq and is a predicted model, not a curated record. Gene Ontology annotation, molecular function: cholesterol binding. Bases 408 to 2732 code for a protein of 774 amino acids.